This is a messenger RNA of Momordica charantia (bitter melon), 1004 nucleotides long. Its product is annotated as Microsomal signal peptidase 25 kDa subunit (SPC25). Gene Ontology annotation, biological process: protein targeting to ER. Gene Ontology annotation, cellular component: signal peptidase complex; membrane. The record is from RefSeq and is a predicted model, not a curated record. Lineage: Eukaryota; Viridiplantae; Streptophyta; Magnoliopsida; Cucurbitales; Cucurbitaceae.
GGUCUCCUCUCUCUCUCUCUUUUUUCUUUCUGAAAACCUAUUUCCAGUCCGCGGACUGCGAAGAGAACUGAAAGGCAAAGAAAAAAAAAAGUAUCAAAAAUGGCGACCAAAAACGCCAAGAAGGCCAAUCUCUUAGAUCACCACUCCAUCAAACACAUACUCGACGAAUCCGUCUCUGAGAUUGUGACCAGUCGCGGGUAUGUGGAAGAUGUGAGGUUGAGUAAUGUCAAAUUGGUCAUGGGCACUGUUAUUAUAAUCAUAGCUUUGGUGGCUCAGUUUUACAAAAAGAAGUUCCCUGAGAAUCGCGAUUUCUUGAUCGGCUGCAUAAUAUUGUAUGUAGUCUUCAAUGGGAUUUUGCAGUUGAUUGUUUACACCAAGGAGAAGAACGCAAUUUUGUUCACCUAUCCUCCUGCAGGAUCCUUCACCAGCACAGGAUUGGUAGUCUCUUCAAAGUUGCCCAGAUUCUCUGAUCUGUACACGCUGAUCAUAUCUAGUUCAGAUCCCAAUUCAAUCUCCGCUAACAAACCAGUGGAAUUUACCAAGAGUGUCACUCAAUGGUUCACUAAGGAUGGAGUUUUAGUUGAGGGGCUCUUCUGGAAAGAUGUCGAAGCACUGAUCGAUGAUUAUGCCAGAGAACCAAAGAAGAACAAGUGAUUUCUUACACAAACCUCAUACAAUAGGGAUCUAUUUUUCGAGGAAAGUAUCUGCUUUCAAUUUUUAAGUGCCCCUUUUAGAUUUCCAGCAGACAUUAAUUAUCUUUUCCAUGAUUAAUAGGCUUUAGAAGCAAAACAGCAGGAACCUACAUUUUCAAUCACUUUAAUGCUAAUAGAAAUACUGUUCUUAAAAGUCUCUUAGUUCAUCUGAAGGCCACAAGCGACUUGGCCUUUUUUCCUUGAAACCUUGGCUGAAUUUUCUUUCCCAUUACAUAAUAUUUGAAUCAACACUUGAAAUGCUGUCACCUGUAAGGCGGAGAUCUGAAGGAUGGAUUUUGAAGUUUAUGCCUA